AUGGCUGCACACCUUCUUGCACCGCCAGGACCCGACAGCUUCAAGUAUUUCACUAGGGAAACUUUGGCGGCCCUUGAUCAGCGCAUCAAUGAGGAGAAAAAGAAAAAGCCACCCAAGCAGGAUAGCAGUUACCGUGACGAUGAUGACGAGAACAAGCCGAAGCCCAACAGUGACCUGGAGGCGGGCAAGAGCCUGCCGUUCAUAUAUGGGGACAUUCCACGAGGAAUGGUGGCGGUACCACUGCAGGAGCUAGACCCAUUCUACAACAACUCUCAGAAAACAUUUAUAGUGCUGAAUAGAGGGAAGACAAUCUUCCGUUUUAGUGCCACACCUGCCUUCAUGAUCAUAAUGUGUACCAUUUUGACCAAUUGUAUAUUCAUGACCUUUAGCGAUCCUCCUGAGUGGUCCAAACAAGUAGAGUACACAUUCACAGGAAUUUAUACAUUUGAAUCUCUUGUAAAAAUCACAGCGCGAGGCUUCUGUAUAGAUGGGUUUACAUUCCUUCGAGAUCCAUGGAACUGGCUGGACUUCAUGGUCAUUUCUAUGGCGUAUAUAACAGAGUUUGUAAACCUAGGCAAUGUCUCAGCUCUGCGCACGUUCAGAGUGUUGAGGGCAUUGAAAACUAUUUCUGUAAUUCCAGUGGACAGGCUCUGUGACUGGUCCUCCUCUCCUGGUUCGGUGGUGGUGGUGCUGGUAUAUAUAACAGAGUUUGUGGACCUGGGCAAUGUAUCUGCGCUGAGAACAUUCAGAGUUCUCCGAGCACUCAAAACAAUCUCUGUCAUUCCAGGACUGAAGACCAUUGUGGGCGCCCUGAUCCAGUCUGUGAAGAAGCUCUCGGACGUGAUGAUCCUCACGGUCUUCUGCCUCAGCGUGUUUGCUCUCAUUGGGCUGCAGCUCUUCAUGGGAAACCUGCGUCAGAAGUGUGUGGUGUGGCCCAUCAACAGCACGGAGAGUUACCUGGCCAACGGCAGCAAGGGCUUCGACUGGGACGAGUACAUCAUGAACGACACCAACUUCUACUUCCUGCCUGGUCAGUUAGAUGCCCUGCUUUGUGGAAACAGUUCGGACUCUGGCCGCUGCCCAGAGGGAUACAUGUGCAUGAAAGCCGGGAGGAAUCCAAACUAUGGCUACACCAGUUUUGACAGCUUCGGCUGGGCUUUCCUCGCUCUCUUCAGGCUCAUGACCCAGGACUUCUGGGAAAAUCUCUACAUGCUGACCCUACGAGCUGCUGGAAAGACAUACAUGAUCUUCUUUGUGCUGGUCAUCUUUGUGGGCUCCUUUUAUUUGGUCAAUCUCAUCCUGGCUGUGGUCGCUAUGGCCUAUGAGGAGCAGAACCAGGCCACGAUGGAGGAAGGCCUGCGAAAGGAAGAGGAGUUUAAAGCUAUGUUGGAGCAACUAAAAAAACAACAAGAAGAUGCCCAAGCUGCUGCUAUGGCAACAUCCGCGGGUACAGUUUCGGAGGAUGCGGUCGAAGAUGACGGAGGGGGACAUCUAUCAUGUAGUUCUUCAGAGAUGUCAAAACUUAGCUCCAAGAGUGCCAAAGAGCGCCGCAAUCGCAAGAAGAAAUGGCGUCAGAAAGAGCAGGAGAAAGAGAAAGGCGACAGCGAAAAGUUUGUUAAAUCUGAGUCCGAUGAGGGAAUCAAAAGAAGUCGCUUCCGGUUUCCAGAUAAUCGCCUUGGUCGAAAGUCUUCCAUAAUGAACCAAUCACUCCUCAGCAUUCCCGGCUCACCUUUCCUAUCACGGCACAACAGCAAGAGCAGCAUCUUCAGCUUCAAAGGCCGCGGUAAAGACGUUGGCUCAGAGAAUGAGUUUGCAGAUGACGAACACAGCACAGUGGAGGAGUGUGAGGAGCGCAGAGGGUCCUUGUUCAGCCCAUACAGACGCAACAGCUACACCGGCUUUCACGGCAAGAGGAACAGCACAGUUGACUGCAACGGCGUGGUGUCCCUUAUCGGCCCCGGGCCCGGUGGACGCCUUCUGCCUGAGCCAACCACUGAGGUUGAGGUGAAGAAGAAGCUGUCGGGCUCCCUGAUGGUGUCUGUGGACCAGCUCAAUACCUCCUUUGGGCGGAAAGAGCGGGCCAACAGUGUCAUGAGCGUCAUUACCAACACACUAGUGGAGGAACUGGAAGAGUCUCAGCGCAAGUGCCCCCCUUGUUGGUAUAAGUUUGCUAACAAUUUCCUGAUCUGGGAGUGCUCCCCAAGGUGGAUCAAGAUCAAGGAGAUUGUGAACCUCAUAGUGAUGGACCCCUUUGUGGAUUUAGCCAUUACUAUUUGUAUUGUUCUCAACACUCUUUUCAUGGCCAUGGAGCACUACCCGAUGACCACUGACUUUGAAGAUAUGCUGUCUGUGGGCAAUCUGGUGUUCACAGGGAUCUUUGCUGGUGAGAUGCUCUUCAAGCUUGUGGCCAUGGAUCCAUAUUAUUACUUCCAAGAGGCGUGGAACUGCUUUGAUGGUUUCAUUGUGACUCUGAGUUUAGUGGAGCUGGCUCUGGCAGACGUUGAGGGUCUCUCUGUGCUGCGCUCUUUCCGAUUGCUGAGAGUAUUUAAACUGGCCAAGUCAUGGCCCACCCUAAACAUGCUGAUCAAAAUCAUUGGUAACUCAGUGGGAGCCUUGGGAAACCUGACCUUGGUGCUGGCCAUUAUUGUCUUCAUCUUUGCUGUGGUGGGGAUGCAACUGUUCGGCAAGAGCUACAAAGACUGUGUGUGUAAAAUCGCCAAGGACUGCGAGCUGCCCCGCUGGCACAUGAACGACUUCUUCCAUUCAUUUCUGAUUGUCUUCCGGGUUUUGUGCGGAGAGUGGAUUGAGACCAUGUGGGACUGCAUGGAGGUCGCUGGUCAGGGCAUGUGCCUCAUUGUCUUUAUGAUGGUCAUGGUCAUUGGUAAUUUAGUGGUGUUGAACCUGUUCCUUGCCUUGCUGCUGAGCUCGUUCAGUGCUGAUAACUUAGCAGCCACAGACGAUGAUGGGGAGCCAAACAACCUGCAAAUUUCUGUUAUGCGUAUCAAGAAGGGGAUUGCCUGGUUUAAAUCAAAGAUGCGGAUUGUGAUGGCCAGUUUGUUAAAAAAGCCACUUAUGGAAGAUGAGCAAAAACCUCUGGAAGACAUGUAUGGAAACAAAGUGAAUUGCAUCGCAAACCACACUGGGGUGGAUAUCAACCGAGACAUGGACUACACCAAGAACGGUAACGGGACGACCAGUGGCAUUGGCAGCAGUGUCGGCAAGUAUGUCCUGGACGACGCCCACAUGUCUUUCAUCCACAACCCAAACCUGACCGUCUGUGUGCCCAUCGCUGUGGGAGAGUCGGACUUUGAGAACCUCAACACCGAGGAUUUCAGCAGCGAGUCAGACAUUGAAAACAGUAAAGAGCUGGAUGACACUAGCUCAUCAGAGGGCAGCACCAUCGAUAUCAAGCCUGACGUGGAAGAAGUGGUUGUGGUGGAGACGGUCGAGGAGUACAUGGAGCCAGAAGCAUGUUGGACAGAUGCAUGUGUGGCCAAGUACAAGUGCUGUGCUCUUGACAUCACGAUGGGCUGGGGAAAGAACUGGUGGUUCCUGAGGAAAACCUGCUAUCUGAUUGUCGAGCACAACUGGUUUGAGACCCUCAUCAUCUUCAUGAUCCUUCUCAGUAGUGGUGCCCUGGCGUUUGAAGAUGUGUACAUUGAACAGAGGAAAACUAUUCGAACUAUUCUGGAGUUUGCUGACAAGGUGUUCACUUACAUCUUUAUCCUGGAGAUGCUGCUCAAGUGGGUGGCUUACGGGUUUGUGAAGUACUUCACCAAUGCCUGGUGUUGGCUGGACUUCUUUAUUGUCGAUGUGUCUAUAGUCAGCCUUGUAGCUAAUGCGCUGGGCUACUCCGAUCUAGGGCCCAUUAAAUCACUCAGGACACUAAGGGCCUUGAGACCCCUCAGAGCCUUGUCACGUUUUGAAGGGAUGAGGCGAAACCCCCUCCCUCUCACAUGCCCUCAGAUCCCCUAA
This is a messenger RNA of Knipowitschia caucasica, 3975 nucleotides long. NCBI's taxonomy places the organism in Eukaryota, Metazoa, Chordata, Actinopteri, Gobiiformes, Gobiidae. The record is from the annotation of a GenBank genome assembly.